Messenger RNA from Sceloporus undulatus (fence lizard), 3017 nucleotides. It is a transcript of the gene INTS13, whose product is annotated as integrator complex subunit 13. The record is from RefSeq and is a predicted model, not a curated record. Gene Ontology annotation, cellular component: integrator complex. The transcript has 17 exons. Lineage: Eukaryota; Metazoa; Chordata; Lepidosauria; Squamata; Phrynosomatidae. Gene Ontology annotation, biological process: centrosome localization; regulation of mitotic cell cycle. Bases 645 to 2789 code for a protein of 714 amino acids.
GUGGCUCUCAACCUUGGGGCCUCCAGGGUUAUCUUAAAACAUACCCUCUUGGUUUCAGAGAAGUGUCACAUUUUAUAAAGCCUGUCCUGAUUCUUCUGAGAUGUGAAAGAGCACCUGUUGGCUUAUGGCAGUCCCAUAAACUUCAUAGGAUUCCCAUAGGCAAGAGAUACUCAUACUGUGGUCUUACCAGUGUCUGCUUCUGCAAUAUACCCUUUAACACCCGACAUUCAUUUGUGGUCCCCCAUCCAAGCACAAACCAGGGCUGACUCUGCUCAGAUUGCUAGGUCAGACAGGAUCUGGUGCCUUUGGGGUAUUCAGGCUGCUUUUAUGUAAACUGAGGAUAGAUUUCAGCCUAGCAAUUUCAGGUUUUAUAAGCAAAAUAUUUAUCUAGUUCCAGAAUAUUAUUAUUAUCAUCAUCUAGUUCCAGGUUUUUAUAUGUGUAUAACAUGUGUCUUUGUCUAAUGCAACGAUAAUGCUUUAACUCUAUCUAAAAUAUCACUUGUAGUUUUAUAAGAAGAUAUCUUAAACAAAUGACUUGUUAAUCUUUUCCGAAUCGUAACGUUUUCUUGCUCUUUUAGUGAUCGUUUUAAUCAGCGUAGCAUUUUCUUUUUCUAAUCGUGUUGUUCGUUUGUUGUAGAACGACAAUGAAACUCUUUUCAGAGUCGCACAAAACGGUUUUUGUAGUGGAUCACUGCCCCUAUAUGGCAGAAUCCUGCCGACAGCAUGUUGAGUUUGAUAUGUUAAUAAAGAACCGGACCCAAGGGAUCAUACCUCUCGCUCCUAUAUCGAGAUCGCUCUGGACCUGUUCGGUGGAAUCGUCCAUGGAAUACUGUAGAAUAAUGUAUGAUAUAUUUCCUUUUAAAAAACUAAUAAACUUCAUUGUAAGUGACUCUGGAGCGAAUGUCUUGAAUUCUUGGAACCAAGAAGAUCAAAAUCUGCAGGAGUUAAUGGCAGCUUUAGCAGCUGUUGGACCUCCCAAUCCUCGCGCAGAUCCUGAAUGCUGCAGUAUACUUCAUGGUUUAGUAGCAGCAGUAGAAGCACUCUGCAAAAUCACAGAAUACCAACAUGAGGCCCGAACUUUGUUAAUGGAGAAUGCUGACCGGGUUGGGAACAGAGGACGGAUAAUCUGCAUUACUAAUGCAAAGAGUGAUAGCCAUGUCCGAAUGCUUGAGGAAUUUGUCCAGGAAACAAUACAUGAGCAUAAUAAAUUAGCAGCUAAUUCAGAUCAUCUUAUGCAGAUCCAGAGAUGUGAACUGGUCUUAAUUCACACUUAUCCUGUUGGUGAGGAAAGCCUUGUGUCAGAUCAUCUUAAAAAAGAGCUCUCUCCUGUCUUAACCAGUGAAGUUCAUAGUGUUCGGGCUGGACGGCAUCUGGCCACCAGACUGAAUGUUUUAGUACAGCAGCAUUUUGAUCUGGCUUCAACCACUAUAACUAACAUCCCAAUGAAGCCCACAUUCAAUGUCUGUGACCAGGAAGAACAGCAUGCCAAUACAUCAGCCAAUUAUGAUGUGGAGCUGCUUCAUCACAAGGAAGCACAUGUAGACUUUAUAAAAAGUGGUGAUAAUCAUAUGCCUGGCAGUAGUAAAGAGAGCACAUUUAAAGAAACUGUAACUUUAAAAUGGUGUACACCAAGAACCAACAGUGUUGAACUGCAUUAUUGCACUGGAGCUUACAGAAUAUCACCUGUAGAUGUCAAUAGUCGACCUUCCUCUUGCCUUACUAAUUUCCUUCUUAAUGGCCGUUCUGUGUUGUUGGAACAACCACGGAAGUCAGGCUCUAAAGUAAUUAGUCAUAUGCUUAGUAGUCAUGGAGGAGAGAUUUUUCUGCAUGUGCUAAGCAGUUCUCGCUCCAUUCUGGAAGAUCCUCCUUCAAUUAGUGAAGGAUGUGGCGGUAGAGUCACAGACUACAGGAUUACAGAUUUUGGUGAAUUUAUGAGGGAAAACAGACUUGCUCCUUUUCUAGAACCUAGAUACAAGAGUGAUGAAAGUCUUGAAGUUCCUUUAGAACGCGCAAAAGAUCAGCUGGAGAGACAUACUCGUUACUGGCCCAUGAUUAUCUCACAAACUACUAUAUUCAACAUGCAGGCGGUAGUACCAUUAGCUAGUGUUAUUGUGAAAGAAGCAUUGACAGAUGAAGAUGUGCUAAACUGUCAGAAAACAAUUUACAAUUUAGUAGACAUGGAGAGGAAAAAUGAUCCAUUGCCAAUAUCAACUGUUGGGACAAGAGGAAAGGGUCCUAAAAGAGAUGAACAAUAUAGGAUUAUGUGGAAUGAACUGGAGACCCUUGUUAGAGCACACAUAGCCAGUUCAGACAAACACCAACGAGUCUUGGAGUGUCUUCUGGCUUGCAGAAGCAAACCUCCUGAAGAAGAAGAGCGAAAGAAACGAGGGAGGAAAAGAGAAGAAAAAGAGGACAAGUCAGAGAAAGCAGGAAAAGACUAUGAACCAGAAAAAUCCUGGCAGGAAUCAGAAAGGCUAAAAAGUUUGUUAGAUCGUGAAAAGGAGGAACUGGCAGAAGCAGAAGUAAUAAAAGAUUCACCUGAUUCUCCUGAACCACCCAACAAAAAGCCUCUCCUUAUAUUGGAUGAAAUGCCAAGCAUCGAAAAAAACAAAGGUCCAGUAUCGCUGCUGUCCUUAUGGAGCAACAGAAUUAACACUGCAAAUUCUAGGAAACAUCAAGAAUUUAUUGGUCGUUUGAACUCUGUCAACAAUAAGGCUGAACUUUAUCAACAUCUUAAAGAAGAGAAUGGAAUGGAAACAACAGAAAAUGGAAAAGCCAGCCGGCAGUGAAUACUAUAUCAAGUAACUAAUUUGGUCAAGUUGCAUAAAGUUCUUUAUGCUGAAUUCAAUAACUAUUUCAAAUUGUACAGUUCAGUUGCUUCAAUUGGUUUUUACAUUUUUCUAAUUUUAGCCUUUUUCUAUGAAGUUACAAAAUCUGAAUAUUGGAUUAAAUGUGUAAAUCAUUUCCCCUGCAUCCCCUUUUAAUCUAUGAUUGAAUAAAACAAGACUUUUUAUUUC